AUGCUCAGCCAACCACAACAGCACGCACUCCUCCUCGCAACCAUCCUGGCGGUGGCAGGAUACCCACGAAUACUGCUCCUGCCCCUCGCAGCACUCGCCGCCAUCCUCAGCUUCCUCGUCGGAACAUCCUACUGGCUCGAAAACACCCCCGACGAACAGAAACCGACCCUGCCAGCCCCACUCUACCACCACCUCAACUUCGCAAGCCCAGCAGCCUACUCGGCAGCACUCACCAAACACAGCUGGGAGACUCACACCGACUGGCGCCAGGAACCCCUCCAUCCAGCACUCCGGCCAAACACACAGGAUGCACUCAACAGGCUCAUCGAAAAAAUCAUCACCGAGUUUGUCUGCAAGUGGUAUCACCUCAUCUCACCCCCCAGCAACAACCAACCGGAACCGGAGGACUCCUUCUCAACACCCGCCUUCCCGCUCGCCGUCGAGAGAGCUAUCCGUCACGCACUGCGCAUCAUAUUCGAUAGGCUUGCAAAGGUCGACUUGGCCAACCUGAUCAUCCACAAGAUCCUGCCCAUCCUUACCACCCACGUUGCAGCAUUCAGGCAAGCCGAACACGACCUCAGAGGCGGCGGCGCACUACCCCUGCACGACCAUUCACGCCGAUCCCGAAAUGAGUCGAGAGGCCGUCUCUAUCGCGCAUUCUUCAGCUCAGGGAAUGAUGAGAUCGAUUUGCUACUAUCCAGGCUUCACGCCGACGUUCUUCGAAGAAUGAGCCAGGAGGCCGAGCUCAACAGCCCUUCCAACCCGGGCGAAGAACCCUCCAGCCGGCUUCAUCCGGCCGUCGAUGUGCCCACGCCCAACUCUCAAUCCUCCGAACAGGCUCAUCUUCGAAAACUGCUCGACCUGCUUCUCCCACUCAUCCUGCCCCCCUCAGAAGCCAACAGUACCGCCGUCAAAACACUGCUGGUUGACCUGCUGAGCGCUUGUGUGAUCACACCGCUGAUCGAGAUGCUUUCCGACUCCGAUUUCUGGAACAGGUUGAUCGAAGAACGCGCUGGGAACGUGAUUCGUGAACAGCGCAUGGUCGAGCAAUUCAGACAGGUCUUGGAUCGCCAGCUCUCCUUUGCCACCCCUUCUUCCUCCUCCAAGCCCGACGGGGGCGCGCCUGGUGCGGGUGCCUCAGUCAAACCCAGCACAGGCUCCACCGCACAAUCCAGCCAACAACCGAUCGCCACAACAAAGCACAGCGGACUACCCGACUACGAAUUUGCAUCUACCGGAAACAUCUCCAUCAGAAGCACCGCCAAAGAAUUCGAGCGAUUUUCGAGGUCAAUCCAACGCUGUAACACGCUUUUUGACGUCAGGCGGCUCAAAAACGACGUGGAAACUCAGAUUCGCAAGGCAGAGGCAGAGUUAUUCGGUGGCUUUGACCCCGAGCAAGCAGACAAAAACCUGCAAAAUGACUCCACCAUCAACCCCACUCAUCCGACACACUCUCCAAGCGAGCUCACCAAGUUCCUCGAACGGCUUUCUGCUGCCCGAGACAUCCUGGAUCACCGACUGGCCGAGCUGGGCGGCUUGAGCGGCCCGCUCAUCAACUCAUGGCCACCUACUGAUUCACCAGGUGGUGGUGCCGACCCACAUUCUUCAAACUCAUUAAGGACGCUCGAGGCCUUACAUAAACUCCAGCCCAGUCGGAGUCCAACUCAAAUCCUCCAAGAGAUCUUACGAGACCGAGAAAGUCCUGCACUCUCAUAUUUCACCGAGUUCAUGGACCGUCGCCAACGCGUCAAGCUCAUCCAAUUCUGGCUAGCAGUCGAAGGCCUCAAGAACCCACUCGAAGAAGAUCUCGUUUCCAGCCCCGACAGCAAGUCCGUCAAGGUGCCUGGUAGAUCGAUCCCAGACAAGUCGUAUCCAGCCUCGACUCACGAGGGAGCCCUCGGAACCAAUCAGCUUCCCCAACGGGACUUGGACGCUAUGAAAGCUGACAUCCAGGCGAUCGUCGAAAUCAACUUUUCGACCGUCGAAGCCACUGAGCUUCUGGGACUCAAGCAGACCGAAGUCGUGCCCUUGCUCAGCUUUCUUUCAUCCGAGCUCGCCGAAAGCUAUCAAGCCACUCGGCCUACCAACCUCCAAUCCAGCUCGACAAUCAACACGAACCACCACAACAACAACCACAAGAUUUAUUUUGUCUCAGAGGCCCGUACGGCCCUGUUUGCCAUGCAACGUAAGGUCUUCGAUCUCAUGCUGGCCGAAGAUUUCCCGGCGUUUGCGGCAGCUGGCGAUCUUUAUCUCAGAGCCACCGCCUCACUAAGUCGCAUGAAAUCAUCAUCUAGUGCAUCUGCUGCUCUCUCACCUCCAGGACUGGUUAACAGCGAAUCGUUUCCAAAUCUUGUCGAUCUCAAGGCCUCCAACCCCAAAGCUCGUCUCACCACCUCACUCUCCCAUAAAUACUUCCCUGCCACCAGGCCCCAGCCUCUCUCGGAGCUCGAUUCCCCACGCCCUGCUCUGUUGGCCGGCUUGAUGGGCUCGAACUUCAACGAAUCAUCCGCCAAGAAAGAUGGCCCAUCCGGGAUGGUCAGAUCCAAGUCCUUCAACGGCUCGCUUCCUUCAGUCGAAUCGAAACACGACUGCGAUAGUCCUGAUUCGAUUACCAGUCCCAUUCCGCCCGCCGGAAAGAGGGGAACUGGGAUGCACAAGUCCAAUCCAUCUACCUCGAGUAUCAUCCACACCGUCUUACGCUCCUCAUCCACCGACCUCACCAAGCCCAACCGUCGCAUCCUUCCUUCGCCCGUUCCGCCCCAAGUGACGCUCCAAGAAGCCUUCGACGAACGACUGCCGGGCGAACGGCUGACCGGGCCCACUCAAUACGAUCAGCACAUGCUGUCGCUCUCCAACUACACCUUCCCAGUCAAUCUACCCUCCUCCCAAUCCUCGAUCAAGUUCCGGCCGAUCCACCAACUACAACCGGCCAAAUUCCAGAUGUCCCCUAGCUUGGACUUCCUCAUCUCUCCCUGUAAGGGCGAUCGGGCACCCCUCUUCGGCGACGAUGUCAACUUCUCCAUCCGGAAUGCCCCCUCAGCGCGUCCCCUCUCCCACAUCGACCGGACCAACGCAGCGCCGAGCUCUCGGCCCAGCAAACAUGAUCCGGUGAUGUCGCGGGAUGCAAACCUUGCCUUACAAGAAGCGCUCUCCUCGAUCAUCUCGACCUCUGACCAGAGUCCCAGCAUAGGCUCAGUCGAGCUGCCAGAGCGCAAUAAUAAACCACACAACUCCGCUAGGUAUCGUUCCUCGUGCUCGAGCCUUCUAGGGGACGAGAGCGGGAGCACCUUGGAUUGGUCCCUCGACACUCGGGACCGACGCCUGAAACUCGACCUCCCUAAGCCGCUCUCCCGCUCUACCCCAAGCUCGCCGGUCUCCAAGCCCUCGCAACGGAAGGGCCUUUUUGACGAUGACGAUGAAGACGACGACGACGAUGAUGAGGAGGAGGAGGAUGAAGAAGAAGAUAACCUGUUGUUGUUCAAGCCCACCCAACAGGGCUCAUCCAAGCGCAGGAAACGAGCCGGCCUCCACCGAGAAAUCUCCCGCCCGAUCCAAGCAGGCUCAUCGACGACGGUGACGAGUGUUGCGGAAGCGGACGAGCGGAUCAUGAAGUUGGAGAACGAACUGACGGUCUUGUCGACCCUGAUCCGCCGGGCAGAGCUGACCGGGAACAAGCUGGAGAUCCGGCUGGUGAGGAAGUCGAUCGAGUCGGUGGGGAUGGAGCUCUCGGAGGUGAUCUAUCGGAAGACGCGGCUGAUCCAGCUGAAGGAACUGGCCCUGGGCGGCUUCCGCGCCAAGCUGGUUCCCGGCCGAGUCAAGCUUUCGAUCACCGGCACCGCCCUCGGAGGCCACCAUCAUCACCAUCCUUCUCAGCCAUCUAACAAGGACGAACAGCUGGCGACCACCGGGCUAUUUAGCGCCUUAUCCCCAGAGAAAAAGAAGAGCUCCGGCGGGGGGCUGAGUGGGCCACAGGAAUACGUGCUCUAUAAGAUCGAGGUGCACAAGCUGGCCGAGGACGGCAGCUUCGGGUCCGGCUGGAUCGUCCAUCGGCGUUACAGCGAAUUCGACACCCUCAACCAGGCCCUCAAGGCCCUCUACCCGAUCUCUAGACAGCUCGACUUCCCCGCGAAGCUCUUCGGGUUGGGGCUCCCGGCUACCGCUGGCCUCGGCUUCAACGUGCUCCCCUCUACCGUCGCCAACUUCGGCGGAUCAUCGCUCCAUCCUGCUAAGUCUAACCGGAACCAAACCUUGAUCGAACAGAGACGCUUGGGCCUCGAGCGGUACUUAAAGGCUUUGGUCCAGAUUCCCGUGCUCUGCGAAAGCCCCGAACUAGCCAAAUUCCUCUCCCGAUCGGCCUCGUCGUCCACGACGACAACGAAGACCGCGGGUGGUGAGGGAGGGGUCAAGACGGGUGGUGGAGGGGGUGGGAUGGAUCCGAUGACCCGGAUGAAGAAGCAGGUCGAGUUUUUCUCCGACACCACCAGUUUCGUGCGCUCGAUCUACAAGGCGAUAGUCAGUGGAAGCGGCGCGUCGCAGAACCCGACGGCCGACGACCCCCACUUCUUCUCGCCCUCCUCCGCACAGACCUUGGGCCAGCCAACAUUGCCCCUCUCCCCGUCGUUCUCCUUCUCCUCCCAGUUCCUGCUCGACUGCUUCCUCAAAGGCUUCCAGAAAAAUGCCCUCUUCCCCAUCCAUGAUGACCCCCCUCCUCCCCACCAUCGGGACUUGUCUCCACGGAGCACGAAUGGGGACGCGAUCGAGAUCACAAAGCUGGGCAAAGGGAAGAAGAACAAGACUCGGGCUCAAGAAGAGGACGAGCAGGAAGAAGAGGAAGGGUAUGCAGGCUUCGGUAUGGCCACCGAUCCGCGCCUGCUGCACCUCUCGCAGAGCUUCAAGACCCUCGAAGCCGACCUACUCACGCCCUUCACCCAACCCAUCUCCGCAUUCCUGAUCGAGAUCUUCGACUUGAACGACCACCAUCAAUGGCUGCGCAAGCAGGGCAUCGUCAUCAUCUUGCAGCAGAUCCUUGGCGGGACUAUCGAGCGGAAGUUCCGCGAGGCGGUUGCGGAGUUCUUAGAUGACUCGCACCUCGCCCACCUGGUUGCCAAUCUCGAAGCCACGCUGGGAGCAACCGACCCGUCGUCGUCGGCUGCUGCGAUCCGGUCGAUCGAAGAGAAGCUGAUGACGUGCGAAGGCGCCUACCAUUACGCCGCCGGCAUCCUCGGGAGGUCGAAUGCUCGGUCGGCAACCAGACGCGCGUUCUCCUUGCUCCAGAACCGUAGACUGAACAAACAUCUUAUCUACUCGGUUCUUGACCAGGUUAUUAAGACUUUGUUUCCGGAGUUGAUUGGCGCUUUGUAG
Puccinia triticina is the source of this 5361-nucleotide messenger RNA. RefSeq lists its product as uncharacterized. The record is from RefSeq and is a predicted model, not a curated record. Gene Ontology annotation, molecular function: phosphatidylinositol binding. NCBI's taxonomy places the organism in Eukaryota, Fungi, Basidiomycota, Pucciniomycetes, Pucciniales, Pucciniaceae. The coding region runs from base 1 to 5361 and encodes 1786 amino acids. Gene Ontology annotation, cellular component: intracellular membrane-bounded organelle. The transcript is spliced from 6 exons.